Mytilus trossulus (common blue mussel) is the source of this 3557-nucleotide messenger RNA. RefSeq lists its product as uncharacterized. The record is from RefSeq and is a predicted model, not a curated record. NCBI's taxonomy places the organism in Eukaryota, Metazoa, Mollusca, Bivalvia, Mytilida, Mytilidae. The coding region runs from base 314 to 1747 and encodes 477 amino acids. The transcript has 8 exons.
AACUGUAUAUAGCCUUAGUAAAAUAAAACAAUCCGAUUGAAUCGUUUAUUGGAGUAUUCCAUAUCUUUGUAUAUUUAUACCUGUAAUUAAUGUAUACAGAUAUGAUCAAGGAAGUUAUUUUGUUAGGAAAACACAUGUUUAAAAGGAUAUAACAUGAGUAACAAUGGAAGAUAGUUGAUUUCCAUAAUGACUAGGAUAUCCAUUAUUCGUUUAAAGUUGUGUAAUACAUAUACCAAACUUCCUUGUAAUUAUGUGAUGUUUAUUUAAUUGUUCAUCGGUGCCUUUAUUAACAAUACCUGUAAACAAUUUAUUUAUGGAACUUUCUGCUGGUAAAGUAGUGGUUGGUGUUUUACUUAUUUUACCGGUCUUUAUUGGUGGUACCUGUAUCAACAAACAUUACUCAGUCCAGGAAGACUUUAAAAUAUUUGACGAAAAUCAAAUAGCAGAUUUUGAUUAUGCCCAAUUUGGUAAAUCAAAGACAAUUGAUUGCUGUGCACAUAACAUCAGCAGGAUACUGUGGUAUUUUUGGAACAAACAAUAUCCAGAAUGGCGGCUAUUUCCAUGGGAACCAUACUGCAGUAUUUGUGAUAACCGACCAAAAUUAGAAGAUAAUAAUCAGACAUUAGUGCUAAUGGAGACAGGAAACGGAGAUGCUGGAAUUUACAGAUGCAUAGCAAUGUCUGAAAACAGUAUCAUAGCGGAGCACAACACUACUUUAGAAGUAUUUUCUUGUACAGAAAGAGAAACACCACUAUAUAUAGCCCCACAAGACAAGUAUGCUAGUAUUGGUGACACUGUUACAUUUUCUUGUGCUGGAGAUUUUGGUUGUACAAUUGACAAAUUCAGACAAGUGGGGUGGUAUGAUGAGAACUAUGAUUUUAUAAAUAACUCUAGAUACUCCACCAGUAACGCAGAAAAAUACGGUGAAACAUACGUUGAAGUCAAUCUAACUAUCACAGACACCAAUGAGAGUGAUUUUAACCAAACUUUCAUCUGUAUUGUAUCAUCCACUUCUGAUUAUCAGUAUUUUGAAGUUCAUAUUUUAAAGAAACGAACAACUGUUUCAAUCACAAAUACUACUACUACAAAAAAGAUGCAUCUACCAGCUGGUGUUAUAGUUGCCAUUAUUGCCUCGGGAAUCCUCAUGGUGAUUGGUCUUCUUCUUCUAUUGUUCCGGCCGAGAGUAAAGUUGUUUAUACUUUCUCGUAUACCUUGUGGUCACCUAUCUGAUAAAGGAAGCAAAGAUUAUCAUGCCUUGAUAUUACACGAUGACGAAUUUGAAGAUAGAAAAAUAGCAGAAGUAUUGAAGACUAGACUUGAAGAAGAUGCUUAUUCUGUUAUAAUGUCUUCUGAAGUUCUAGGAGGUCAAGAUAUAAUACGAACACUUGGCGAAUUCUGUCAGAAUAGUGGUAGCUUAAUAAUUAUUUAUCCAACAAAAGCUUGUAGUACAACUUUUCAAAGAGAAAUUGGUGCACAAAACUAUUUCGAACCAAGUCUAAUUACAGUCAUAAAACAGAGAGAAAUUGAAAAACGUGUAAAAGCUCUGGAAGACGUAGGCCUAAGGAAGAUAACUUGGCCGGAUGGAGGGGAUUUUUCGCUUUUCGAAGAGACAAAUUUCUAUAGUAAACUUAAACUUAGAAUGCCGAGAAGGAGUUCACAAAACAUAAAAUGUUGCACAUGUUGUAGAUCAAACAAGUCAACUUAUAAUGAACACAUUUCAGAACAAAGUUAUUCGACUAAAUUCUAACUUAAAAAAGAUAAUUUAUAUCACGACUUACUUUCUUGCAGCACAAGGUGGUUACCCUAGUAUUUCUACAACUAAAGGGAUACAAUCCAUUCUUACAACCGAAGGAAUGUUAAUAUUGUUGUAACUUUUUUUCAAGUAUGACCGAAGUUCAAAAUAUGUCGAAAAAAUAUUGUCAACACUGACACAAUUAAUAUGUAAUUUCAUUGAGAAGGUUCGUUUUUUAUACCCCCACCGUCAGUCCAAUGAAUAUUUUCGAAUAUUUUUCUCCGGAACUACAAAACAAGGAUUUCUGAAAUUGGGUUUCAAGGUUUAUAUAUGUCAGCUAUACUGUGCGAUGCGUUUUCAGAUACAGCACCCGACAAAUUCCUGUUUACCGAACACUUGUAUCAUUAUACACAUGAUAGCCAAGGUGAAGUUUGUCGUCACAUUUUUCUCAGGAACUACAAUACAAGGGUUUCUGAAAUUUGAUUUCAGGGUUUAUACAAGUCAGCUUUACCGUGUGAUAUGUUUUCAGAAUCAUCUCUCAACAAUUUCCUGUUGGCCGAACACUUGCAUAUUUUACACUUUUAAAAUUAUCCACUUGCGGCGGGGUAUGAUUAGUGAGCAGUAGCACACAGUUUCACUUGUUUAUCACAAUUGACACGGACAGUAUUUGCAUUGUUAAUUUCGAAAUGAAUAAAUAUAAACAUUUUUAUAAUGGUUGAUAUUCUCAAAAGCUAGUACAUAUAAUGAGGAAAAUACCAGUUCAUAUAUAUCACAUAUGUUUUUUACAUUUGUAAAAAAUAAAACACAUUUUCUUCAAAGCCUCGCACCUUUAACAAGGAAAACAGACUUUUAAGGAUCGCAUACAUAUUCACAUUCUUCCAGUUCAGCAACAUUACCAGAAGUUAACAUAAAUAAAGACAAAAGUAGUAAUAUGUUGGUGUUAUAAAUCGACUGAGAGAAAACAAAUUCGUGCUACAAACUAAGCCGAGGUGAACAUAUCAACUAAAAUUGAAAGACGGUUCUCAUUAAUACCAACAGUUUUAUCAAUACUGCGUGUAUGUAUUAAAAAUCUAUAUUCUGCAGCUGUUUAAAUUAUACUCCCAAAAAAUAUCCCGAAAUGAAAAAUUAAGGUUGAGAAAAAAAAUGAAACUUAAAAGAAGACAUUUAUCAGCAGCAGUUUGUUACACAGAUUUGUUGUAUUGUCUAGGAGGACACAUUAUAUUGUAGGAGUUCACUUAUAUUGAUGUCCGAAUAUAUCCCUCAGUUUAUUUAGUCCUGGUAUCUAUGAUGAGUUUAUUUGCCAUGAUAUUCGAAAACUAGAGUUUGAUAACGGAUUGCUUAAUUAAGUUCUAUUUACCCACGUGUUCUUAUUCACAGAUGAUCAAGGAUAUAUUCCGUUGGCCACUUGUUGAAACCAAAAUGCCAUCCUCUUUCUCCCGUUUAUGUAAUAAUCUUAUACCCAGUAUCAUUGGAUUUUGAUACCUUGAACUAAAUUUCUAAUUCCACUUGAGGAUCCAAAACUGCUUAGCCUUGUCAGCAUUUAAUUUUAUGAACUGCUUUUCUAGUCUUAAGUUCAGAGCAAGAUAUUUCAAGCAAUCGUUAGAUCUGUCAAAAAGUAGGUUCAUUGUUUUAUUCCUUUCGUCCAUUGCAUAUGUUAUACCUCAUAUAAAUCUGACACUGGUUAUACAAUUGACAGGUUUAGCUUAUUAUCAAUCCAGGUUAAUCUAUACUUUUCUACAUUAGGAAAUGCCUGAAGUUAGUUUCCAUGCGUUUGAUGUAUUUGUGCUUUAGAUUUUGACAAUUAAUAAAGAUAUUCCAUAUUGAA